AAUGCGGGCUGGAUUCGAACCAAAUCAAUCGAAUGCCACCAUCAUAAUUUUUAGCAGGUCGAUAUUUGAUAACAUCAAUUCAAAUUUUUUUAAAUUGAGGCUUGCUUUUUAAGUUUUCAAAACUACUCAAUAUCUCCUUUCUCACGUUGUGCAGUUAGUUUGCGAGCCAGUUUUAAGAUUCGGCACUUCUAUUGUUUGUUGAUGAUACAACUUGACUUGUAAAGUAGAGAGAGACUGAAAUAAGUCAAAAAAUUAAGUUUUUAAAAAGUAAAGUAGUGAAUAUCAUGACUAAUUGUAAAAUUGUAAAUUUUUACUGUAGUUAUUGUAAUUAAUAAGUGAACGUGGGCUAAUUUAAGGUAUUUAAUAGUAGUGAUAAGAAGGGCAAGUUGACACAACUCAAAACUUUGUAAUUUGUAAAUUACAAAUUGAACUCAAGCAUAUUAAACUAAACACUUGGCUGAUUUAUUCUGUCAUCAUGUCCGUGUCGGCGUCAGAUAUAUCAGAGGGAGACUUUUCAAAUGAUUGUGCAGAUCCACCAACUAAGCCCACGAGUCUGGAGAAAGAAAAAUCUGUAGAGGAUUUAAAUCUAAACGAUAAUGAAGAAGUCGUCGAGUUUUUCAAUAAUGACGACGAUGACGAUGCACAAGAUUCUUCAGAGAUUGCUACAGCACAGCAUUUUAAUCCACAAGAAAACGAAAAAAGUAUGGACGUUGAUGAUAACGACUCAGCGGUAGAAAAGAAAAAUUCCAAUGAGAAGGACGGCGGCGGUAACGAGUCUCCUAAAAUGUGCGUGGAUGAAAGAUCAUUAAGCGAAGAUGACUCCAAGUCUGCGCAGAAUAAUCCACUAGCAUCAGAUAACGAUAAUAAUUCAAAUGCGUCGUUAGAUAAAGAUCAUGGCGGAAAGAGACAGAUCGACGGAGCGAAAGAGCCUGACGAUGUUGCUACUGAUAUUGUAGAUGGAAAAAGUAUGGACAAAAAUGAUUCGUCAGACGUGGCGGCGGAGAGCGACAAGGAAGCAUCUAAAAUUGCAGACACAUUGAAGACGACUGAAACGAUAGAGAUGGACGAUGCAGACGAUGAAAAUGAAGACCGUGGCGUUAGGCUAAGGAUGGACGGGAUUUUUGAGGAGGAAGACGAUGAUGAAGUUGUAGAAAUUCCAAACGAGGAAUCACAAACUGAUGAUCUGCCGGAUAUUCAAAGUAUGUUGCAGAUGAGUUUCAGAGAAGGCGAAGAUGAAGAUAAUAAUGAGAUCAUAGAAGUAGACGCCCAAGAAGAAAGUGAUACCGCUCCUAGAAGAGGACGACCGCGUAGAGCAGCAGCAGCUGUAGCGGCAAACACCAUCCGGGAGAUCAGCAGUGGCGAGACUGAGAACGACAAUGGGAUACUUAGACGAAGAGGAGGAAACAAAGAUACUAAUUACGAAGAGUCAACAUCAAAGAGCCAGACACACAUUUGCGCCUUUUGCAAGAAGAGGGCCCACUGUGAAAUAAAAAUCCAACAAUUCGGAACAGAAGUAUUUUUUUGUAGCAACACCUGCUUUAGCAAGCACAGACAAACUCGAAGCGUUAUUGGGUCUGGGACACUAGCCUGUGCUAAUAAGAAGUGUGGUAUUUCUUCUAACGUUCAACAACUAUCAUUAGAACGGACAUAUUAUUGGGAGACAAUGAAUUUUUGUUCUGAUCGUUGUGUCGGAUCCUAUCAGGUGCAAGUUGGUGGUAGAUGCGCAACUUGUUCAAAUAGCGUCGCCUGGUUAAGUUUAGGAAAAUACUGCGUGCGAUUUGGUAGUGAUAUUCGGCAAUUUUGCUGUGGUCAGUGCUUGGAGGUGUACAAGAAAAAUGCUCGUGUGUGUUUUCACUGUCAGUUGGACAUUAAACGUCUUGGAAAUGUUAUAUUAGCUAAUCUACCUGCUAAGCAGACUCCUAAAGAAUUCUGUUCUCAAGAUUGUGUCGAAAUGUAUGUAGAGCAGAAUAUCGACCAAUAUGUGAAGGCAAAGUCGUCACAACCAUGUAUCUGCGUUAUCUGCGGAGGGCAUCAAAGUUGCUUCAAAGAAUUAGUCUCGUCAAGUACAUCAACUUUAAAGUCAUGCUCUGAACACUGUUGGAAGCGACUGCUUCAAGCCCAAGGAGUCAAUUCUCCCAGCAAGUGUGAGAUGUGUUCAAAAUACCACAAAUUUGACAUUUCUGAUGGUGAAACUACAGCUCAGUAUGUAUCAACAUGUGGCAAAGUCAAUGGCUUUUGUUCUCCCACAUGCAAAAAUGUUUUUGUAUUAAAAAAUCGACAAAUAUUGUCCUGCAUAUCUUGCAAGGUUAAAAAAUACAACUAUGACUUGAUUCAAUUAUUUGAAGGACAAAAAUUAAGAUAUGCAGCCUGUUCACUAAAUUGUUUGCCAUGCACUCCAGCAUAUAUACAAAAUUUGAAGUGCUCAAUAGCGAAUGCAGCUAAUGAUGAAGAAGUACGAGGAAGUAUUAACCAAGUAGUACUUACGAGCCAGCAGGACAUGACUGUCCCUGUAAUCAGCUCAGUUUCAUCAAUGUCGACUUCAGCUGGUGGAAAUACAAAUAUUUAUAUGGAUCAACCUUUUGUAAUUGAUAAUCUCGGAAAUAUUAUCCCUGCAUCUGGAGGAAUAGCUAAUCUAGCUAAUAGGGUUGGAACGGAUGGCACCGUAAACCAAUUCAACUUAUCUCAGCUUCUUUCGCUGGAUCCAGGCGUGAUGAAGGAUUUUGCAACAACUAAGACAUCACUGGAAGGAAGUGUAAAUGCCCAAGAACAGACUGAUGCUGAUGGUUGGAAUGGGGUAAUUACGUCAGAAGAUAUCGAUGAAAUCAUUGCCCAGCUAAAAGGAUCACCAGAAACGGCAAAUAAAUGUACAAUGGCUUAUCCUAAAACUUCAACAACGUCCACUCAAACAGAGGAGUCUGCUAUCGCCGACAUGGAAAGAAUUCCUUUGAAAACUGUUACAGAAACAAAAUAUGUCCCAUUUCCAAUGCCCAUUCCAUUUUAUAUUCCUGUCCCAGUAUAUUUAAUGGAAACUCCUAUUCCGUACCCAUUUCCAUUGCCAAUCCCAGUCCCCAUCCCAAUUCCAGCACUGUUUAAUGCACCAGCUUUAAAACCACCUCCACCCCCAACAGUUGACGUUGUCACAAUAGAGUCUGACGAUGUGGAAAUGAUAGAGCUCAAAAAACCGGAUCAACCGAUCCCACCGGUUGCUCCAGAGCUCAAUAGUGAUAAAAUAGACAGGAAUGAUAAUGCUUCAAAUGAUAGUGAAUCCACUGCUUUUAAUUCCUCGACAACAACCCCUGCGAUUGCGUCUCCUGUUAGAAAAAAAUCAACCAGGAUCGAGUAUGGAAUCAAAGCUUGGAAAAUGUCAUUUGGACCUACCUCAGAUCCUAUAAAUUAUAGUUCGGUUGACCUUGCUGAAAAACUUGCUGAAUGGGUCAGCAAGGGAACUAAACCAAGUGGAGAGAGAUACCGGGCUGAUACAAUACUUUACCUUUGUAUUUGCGUUCAACAGCACCUAAGAGACGUUGGUGAAAGACCUGAUAAUAUUUUUUAUGACGUUGUCUAUAAUCCAUUUGUCGAAGCUAUUACGAAUUAUGCAGAAUCUGAUUGUGCUCAAGGUAUUAAUACAAGGAUAGAAGAUAAGCAUUUUUGGGAAUCUCAACAAUUGGGCGACGCUUCUCCUGGAGUUUUGUUGUUCACAUUGGUCUACAUAUUAUAUAAAAACUUUCAUUUAAAGAUUUGGGAAAAGCAUGCUGAGCUGCAUUUUGGACAAGUCAAAAUAUUCAGAAAGGUCAAUCCUGAAACUGGGAUGGAAGCCAGCUUUCUAAGAAUAGAAGAAGUGCCCGAAUGUGAAGGAAUCGAAAUUGUUGAACUUCCUGACAUGAGUGAAAAAUGUCCUGUUCGACUACUUUCCUUGUAUAUUUCGAAAUGCGCUCAUGCUGACGGGCAAUUUUACAAAGCCAUCAAAUCCGACGUUGAUCUGACCGAGUCUAUCUGGUAUUCUGAAGAAUCGCUGGAUCAAAUGAAGAUUUAUCAAAUGUUAGUUAGGGCCAUGAUGAUAAAAGGAGAAUCUGAUUAAUUUCGACAUUCCAAACUAUAAUAGUUGGUGGUACUAAUCAGAGCACAUACAUAUAUAUAAAUAAUAACAUUUAUGAAGGCAUCUUAUAUAACACUGUUAAAUUAACUUUAUUUAAGUUUUAUAUGUCACAUAUUCUUUGUAUUCAUAAUUUAUAAUAAUAAAUUUACAUUACAAAUUA
Messenger RNA from Folsomia candida, 4256 nucleotides. RefSeq names its product zinc finger MYM-type protein 4 (gene woc). The record is from RefSeq and is a predicted model, not a curated record. The transcript is spliced from 14 exons. NCBI's taxonomy places the organism in Eukaryota, Metazoa, Arthropoda, Collembola, Entomobryomorpha, Isotomidae. The coding region runs from base 476 to 4078 and encodes 1200 amino acids.